Ostertagia ostertagi is the source of this 1323-nucleotide messenger RNA. The record is from the annotation of a GenBank genome assembly. Lineage: Eukaryota; Metazoa; Nematoda; Chromadorea; Rhabditida; Trichostrongylidae.
AUGGAGAUUCAAGCACAUCUCAUGCAUCACAAUCCGUACGAUAUAGUGAAAGCCGAGGAGCCAUCGACGCCUCCAAAGUCGAAAGCAACACUGUGCCCCUCGACGGACAUGCUCUUCAGCGUGUCCAAUUUCAAUAUCCAGUCAAAUUUCUGCCCACAAGUUAACAAUAACCAUGAUCCGCUCAAUAAUAACCAUGUGAAGAUCAACUCCAAUGGGAGAACCUUGGCGGCAGACCGUAAGCGGCCAUAUCCGUGCAAUUUGUGCACGUCACGAUUCGGCAGCAAAAUGGAGCUCGAAGAGCACCAGAACAGCCAUACCGGAAUGAAACCAUUUGAAUGUGAUGUGUGCAAAGCACGAUUCAAUCGUCGAUCGACGUUAUGGAAUCACAAGCGAAUUCACUCGGACGCGAAACCGUUCGUGUGCACGGUGUGCCAGAUGACGUUCAAGUGGAAAAACAGCUUAAAGUGCCACAAAGAGAUGCAUAUGAGAAAGAACGAAUCCACUCCACACAUCGACAACGAUCUGCGCCAACUAACGUAUGCGACGGCCGCUAAACGGAAGCUGGUUGGUUUCUUGAACGUGGUACAUGAGCAUGCUGAGGCUCAUUCGAUGUCACGUAAGAACCUUCUCUCAUGCGUUCAGAUGAUGGAGCAGGAGGAGCAAGGCAAUCCGGCCACGUCAUCUGCGUCGUCCAUUCAUAGCCAACCGUUGAUCACGACAACGACGCCUAAGAAGAAAACAAAUAAGAACUCGUUUUUCAACGCAACUCUUCCUUCAUACUUCGAAAACACACUUCAGAGUGCUCUGAUACCGCCGUCAGAUCAUCAAUUGGAUCUGGACACGAGCUCAUUGGACACUCUUGUAAAUAGCAAUAACAAUCUCUUGAUGCACAUCUAUAACAGUGAAAUGGAUCCCUCACUGACGUCGCGCCAUCCAAAUCCGAUGCUGAACAGCAUCGACGACAAUAUGUUGAAUUCGCAAUUAUUAGGAGAUAUUAAAAAUGAACCUUCCGUACAUCAUCUGACGUCUACAUCGUUGCCGGUUUCGGUACCAAUGGAUUACAGUAUCCACAAUGAGACGCCAAAUGUUGCUCAUCCGCAGUACAUUGUCACCACUCAACCGGAUAUGAUGUUACCGCAAGGCAUCGGCUAUCAGCAUCACGGGCUGGAUCAGUGCGUGAUAUUGACGACGGGCCACGAUUAUGUGCCCAAUUUCGACUACCCGAUGAUCGGCAACUAUCAAAUGCAAACCGAACAGCAUGAAGCUCAACAGUCGGCUCACGACUCUAAUGACGAGAAGAUUGUCCCAUAUGAACAAUGGUAG